GUCGGUGUGUAAAGGCGCUACAUAUUAGAAAAGAGACCUCCAGUUUUUGAACACCACACUGUUCUUACCUACUGGCCCUCCACCCCACACACACGAAGAGAGAGAGAACCACAGAAGUUAUGUUCCCUCUCCAUGCAACCCUCUUGGCCGUAUUGGUCAGCGUAGCCCUGUGCCAGUAUGACGACUAUGACUACCGGCCUGCUUCCAUGCUAGGACCCUCAGGGCCCAACUGUGAUCAAGAAUGCGACUGCCCAAUCAACUUCCCCACCGCCAUGUAUUGUGACAGCCGCAAGCUCAAGGUUGUUCCCAUGGUCCCAAAAGGGAUCAAGUACCUGUACCUCCAGAACAACAAGAUAGAAGAGAUCAGGGCAGGGGUAUUUGAUAAUGUUACUGAUGAACUUCGCUGGCUGGUACUUGACAAAAACCAGAUUACCAAUGCUAAGAUAGCAAAGGGCACAAUCGACAAGCUCACAGCCCUGGAGAAGUUAUUCUUCAGCUACAACAACCUGACAGAGCCAGUCAUCCCUCCCUCAAAGUUCCUUAAUGAGCUGAAGAUGAUGCACAACAAGAUAUCCAAGUUCCCCUCUGGACUCUUGGCUGACAAGGAGAACUUGACUUCCGUUCACCUUCAGCAUAAUCAACUAAGUUCCGAAGCCAUCGGGGGAGCAUUCAAAGGGUCAAAGAAGCUGCUGUCCCUGGAUAUGAGCAACAACAAGCUGAAGAAGCUGCCAGCUGGAGUCCCAAGUUCACUGGAAAUCCUCUACGCUGACCACAACGACAUUGACAGUGUAGGUGCCGGAUACCUGAGCAAGCUGUCCUCGCUGCAGUACCUGAGAAUCUCCCACAACAAGCUGGUGGACUCGGGACUCCCUGCUGGAGUGUUCAAUGUGACUUCGCUGGUGGAGCUGGACCUGUCUUUCAACAAACUGCAGUCCAUCCCCGAGAUCAACGAGCAAUUGCAGCAACUCUAUCUCCAGGCCAACGACAUCAACAAGUUUGAACUGACAAGUUUCUGCAAGCUCAUCACACCCGUCAACUUUUCCCACCUGAAGCAUCUGCGUCUGGACGCCAACCAAAUCACACAUGGCAGCAUGCCCCCUGAGUACUCCACCUGCCUGCGCCAUGCUUCAGAUAUCAUGUUUGACUAAGGACCUCCCUCAAAUAACCUUGCCAUGACCUCCUUCUCCACUACCAUUACACAGCUCAGCCCAAAGCCUUCUGGGUUUGAAUGGCGUAACAUCCCUCCUGUCUUAGUACUCAGAUGUCCUUGCAUAUCAGUAUUUUGCAAAUCUUAGGUACUUUAAUGGCAUCUUCAUCAAUUAAAUAUAUAUCUUGAAUGAAUCAAGAGCUGGGCAGUCAGAUUGUUAAAUUCAUCAGGCAAUUCAACAAGCGUUUUUAAAUAUUUGACUCUAGACAUGAAUGAAUAUUAUCAAUGUUCAAAUAAACAUGAAGGCAACAAAAGAGAGGGAAGAAAUAUAGAACAUAUAAAAAGGACCAACGGUUCUGUAAAUAGAAAUGUAUUCACAUGCGCUUUGAUUGAAAACACACAUUUUAAACAUUCCAAACUUGUAUUUGAUGAUAUUGAAGACGGACACAAUGGAGUAAACAAUGGCUCCAAUGUCUCAAUUCAGUUGUCAAUCGUCAUUUUGUUGUCGGUCUUGUAUGUUCCAAUGUUUAGCAUGUAUAAUAAAAGGUGGGUACAAUAAUGAAUCCAUUGCUGUGCAAAGGACCAGCAAAUAGGGGCCGCGUACUUAGAUUUCAGUGUAUAAUGCCUAAUGUAAGAAAUGAUGAACAAAUGUAAAAGCGAUUACAUUUUUCAAAAUCUUGAAUGAAUCAGAGUGCUUUUCAGUAAAAUACCAGUGUUAUUUACUUGUGUCUGCCGAUGUAUGCCUUCUUUAAAUAGGGUGCCUUGAUGCAAAUACCAUGAUGUUCCACUGAUUGACUUCUUUGAACUACAAUGUAAAAAAUGUAUACACAUACCCAACUGGGAAAUGUCAAUUUCUUAUUGGAAAUAACUCCUUUAAUUCCAAUCGAGGGAGGACCAAACUGUUCCUCAAGUACUUGGUGUCAAAGAGUUUAAUAAAUGACACUUGAUUUAAAGAGUAUGCUUAGCUAAACCUUGAGAUGAUAUUUCCAAGAAAUUACCAGUCAAACUGUGUUUUUUUUUACCGUACCUAAUUCCCAGCUGUCAACUUAAAUGUGCAUCGCUGAUUUGUAUACAUUUGCAUUAUUUGCAUGCAACCAAUGGUACCACUCUUUCAUAAUAAACUCUAGCUUUUGCAGUUGCGGUGCUGUCAUUGUUACGUUGUUGUUCACUAUGUAUGAUAAAUGCUUCUUGCCACUACAAAAUAAACUUGGCAGCAGUGUCAUGUUGGUUGAAGUAA
Molecule: messenger RNA, 2384 nt
Organism: Cyclopterus lumpus (lumpfish)
Lineage: Eukaryota; Metazoa; Chordata; Actinopteri; Perciformes; Cyclopteridae
Gene: lum
Product: lumican
Exons: 4
Coding region: 120-1148 (342 amino acids)
Molecular function (GO): protein binding
Source: RefSeq, a predicted model, not a curated record